This is a messenger RNA of Chelonus insularis, 891 nucleotides long. RefSeq names its product trypsin-1-like. The record is from RefSeq and is a predicted model, not a curated record. The transcript has 2 exons. Gene Ontology annotation, molecular function: serine-type endopeptidase activity. Gene Ontology annotation, biological process: proteolysis. The coding region runs from base 45 to 833 and encodes 262 amino acids. NCBI's taxonomy places the organism in Eukaryota, Metazoa, Arthropoda, Insecta, Hymenoptera, Braconidae.
GAAAUAAUGUUCUUCGAUGAUUACGUUGAAAAUAGUGUGUCGUAAUGAAACUGUUAGUUCUACUCGCAGCUUGUGCUUUCAUAGAAGCUAAUUAUAUAGAACAUCAUUUUGACAACUCAACUUCAAAUGAUCGCAUAGUAGGAGCUGGUGAUAUUGAUAUCAGUAACACACCAUGGCAAGUUAGCAUUCACAAUGCUUCCAAGUACCAUUGUGGUGGUGCUAUUAUUUCAAAAGACUGGAUCAUCACCUCUGCUAAAUGUAUGAGUCAACCAAAGAAUCUAUACACAGUUCGAGUUGGAAGCACUUACUACAACAGUGGAGGAGCCAUUUAUAAUGUAGCUGACAUUAUCAAGCAUGAAAACUUCAAAACAAAUGCUAAAGGACUUUCUUCUGAUGAUAUUGCUUUAGUUCGUCUCAAUACAUCAAUAAUAUUCACUGCAUCUCAGAAAAUAAUUCCACUAUGUAACAUUGAUGAAGUGGUGCCCAUGGGCAAGCCAGUUCAAGUUUCUGGUUGGGGUGGUACUGUUCCCUCAAAUUUGAGAAUCCUUCAAUCAUAUCUAGCAAAUGUUUUGAGAAAAAUAAAUUGUAAUAGCACGCAUUCUACUCGUGGAGGACUUUACGAUCAUCAAAGUUGUAUUGGUCCUGAAAAUGGACAGAGUGGUGCAUGUCCUAAAGAUGCUGGUGGUCCAGUUGUUUAUGGCUCAUCGAUAUUUAAUAAAUAUCUUGUUGGAGUAAUUUCGUGGUCAGAAGGAUGUGGUAAACCGAAUCUUCCAGCAAUAUUUACAGAUGUUGGGGCAUAUCGAUUUUGGAUCAAACGUCACACUGGAGUAUAAAAUAGAUAUAUUUUUUAUAAUUAAAUUAAAUAAAUAUAUUUUUAAAUUAAAAAAAAAA